Messenger RNA from Olea europaea var. sylvestris, 702 nucleotides. RefSeq names its product protein S-acyltransferase 24-like. Gene Ontology annotation, cellular component: Golgi membrane. Gene Ontology annotation, biological process: protein palmitoylation. The transcript has 8 exons. The record is from RefSeq and is a predicted model, not a curated record. Gene Ontology annotation, molecular function: palmitoyltransferase activity. Bases 1 to 702 code for a protein of 233 amino acids. Lineage: Eukaryota; Viridiplantae; Streptophyta; Magnoliopsida; Lamiales; Oleaceae.
AUGGCGUUGGAGAUCGAAGAGGUGGAGAUGAAAUCCAAUGAUCAAUGUUGCUGUGGCGGAGCUAAGGCAGCAAUGGAAAAUGAGAGCUUGAAGAACGACGUGUACACCGCUGUGGCUUACAGGGACAUGGAGAAGCUGCAGCGGCUAGUAGAGAGCCAGGGCUACUUUGUCUCGGAGCUCGAUGGCCAUGUUAGUAAUGGUACACCGGGUUCUCAAGUUCUCGUAUUUUGUUUCUUGAUGAAUGUCUCUGCAUUGGAGCGCCGUAAGGGGCUGAGCUUUUACUGCAAGAAGGUGCUCGGGGUCAAUAUUGCCGAUAUAUAUGGCUAUCAGAAAGCACAUGUUGCUGCUCAAUAUGGUCAGACAGCUUUUCUUUAUCAUAUCGUUACAAAAUGGAAUGUGGAUCCUGAUGUUCCUGAUAACGAUGGAAGAAGCCCUUUCCACUGUUCUCUUAAACCAUGGGCUACUGAUGCUUCUGUUAUAUCAUGCGCUGAAUUAUAUUUUACUAUUACUAAUUACUUGAUCCAGAUGUAUAUGUUAACUAACGGUCAAAAGGAUGAUUUCUAUCCAUUUGAACCCCCGGUGCAUAUUUUUGAAAGUCCACUUGGUAUGAUAGCAUUUGCUUUAGACCUAGUUCGUGCAGUUUUGUUCUUGGACUUUCAUCCAAAUUGCCUUAUACCAAUUGGGAUUGGUCCUUUCAGUUAG